Molecule: messenger RNA, 3710 nt
Organism: Oryzias latipes (Japanese medaka)
Lineage: Eukaryota; Metazoa; Chordata; Actinopteri; Beloniformes; Adrianichthyidae
Gene: il23r
Product: interleukin 23 receptor
Molecular function (GO): protein binding
Source: RefSeq, a predicted model, not a curated record
UGUCAAAUGCUGAACUUGUCAUUCUAAAAAUUAGUAACUCUCAGUCUGGGGUUUCUUUCAUCUUUACACGAGCAUCCUGUCAGGUCGUGCAGCUGGGGUUUUCCUUAAGCUCUUAAAAGUUAGAAAUGGAAAAUAACUGUUGAAAUAAGGUCACUGUUUAGCCUGAGAAAGUCUGAAAACAACCGACUCGGAGGAGCGACAGUCUUCAGCAGUCAGCUCCACUGGAUAACAUGGGAACCAAGUGAAAAUGUGAGUUUAUUUUAUUUUUCUAAUAAUCCCACAGAAAAAGUUAAAUCAGGAACAUGUCAGUUUACCAACCCAUGGUUUAAAUUCAUUUCGAUGAAUUGGGUUUGUGUUCUACUUGCCACACUUCAAAAACACAACAAAAAUCAAAGAUGGCACAUUGAGUCAGAAUCAAAGCUUUUCCUGUCAUAGCUUUUAGCUUAAACAUUUGCUGAGAGCAGCAUGUUCAAUGGGAUUGGGUGCUCAGCUCAGAUUCGCUGAAGGUAAGGUCUUUCUUUGCCGAGAACAUAAACAUGCAGCAGAAGUAGGCCACAGAGGCACUCAGAUGAAUGAUCAAAGUCUCUACUUUGCUGCAAUACCACCAAACUAGGUCAUUGGCCCCUUUAGGCUCAUUUGAACUUGCUUAAAUCGUUGUCAUCAGAUGCGUCUUGACAAAGCCGGUUGUUCAGGCAGACAGAGGUUUGGUGAAAGCAUCGGUGGAAUGUGUCUGGGUCCAAAAGGAGGGACAGUCGGAUGAUCUGAAACAAACUUGGAAUUGAAGCGAUGACACAGUCCGUCGCAACUUUUCCUCAUGUUGGCAAGACUGAUGUGUACCUGCACGACCAAGGAUGAAAUGCUGAGUUGUUUUCCAAUUCAGGAGAGAUGAGAUGACUCGCCUUGCAGCUUUUUGGGGAUGCAUCCUCUUUCUUACUUUUUCCAGCAAGCACUUCCUUCUUCUCUUUGCUGACGGUGUGAACUUUAUUGCCCAUGGAUACCUCACAGUGGAGCCAGCUCCACUCUUCCUCCUGGGGUCAAACCUGACAAUCUACUGCCACAUCCAUGAAUGUAAAUGGGGGUCCAAGAUGUCCCUGGAGCUCAGAAAAGAUACAGUUACUCUGUAUAAUUUGUCCCAAAGAAUCAACUGCACCACUGCAUUGUUCUCUGUGCCCUCGGUCCUGAUCCCACAAUCCUCUGCUGUCUGCAAGAUGAAGACGGAUCAAAAAUCCAAUUGGAUUGUAGUCAAUGGACUAGAUCUGCACGCUGGUCUCCCACCAGACAAACCUGCAAACAUCACCUGUGAAGCAACAAGGAGCUCAUCCAACGUAAGAUGUUCAUGGCAACGAGGGAGGGAAACACACCUGCCCAAAUCAUACAACAUUUCUCUCAGAGGAAAUGGGACCCAAAUAAGGGUCGACCAUAUCCAGGAUGCUGAAACAAUCCAAAUACAACGAACAAUGUUGGAUGAAAACACUAAAUACCAGCUGAGCGUUGAGGCUUAUAACCACUUUGGAGCAUCGCACUCUGACCCUUUCAUCCUCUGUGUGAGGGAUAUAGUGAUACCAGAGACCCCUGAUAUUGUAGCGAUAGAGUUUAGGAACAUUUCCAUAAAAGCCGUACUACGUUGGAAAACUGCUGAGUCAGAAGCACAUCUCAGACCCCACGUCAGGUUUUGUACAAACGUCAAGGACAUUUGGGUGGAGACAAAAGGAGAACUUAAAGAAAGCCUGGUAAUGGUAGACCACCUGAAGCCCCUGACCGAAUAUGAGUUCCAGAUGAGAGUGUGUGACUCAGCAUCUGAGCAUGAAAAUGCCAGCACACCCAGCUCUAACAUGAAACCACGCUGCAGCAGAUGGAGCUCCUCUGUUAAGAGGACGAGUCCUGGAAAAGGACCAUCCCAGCAGCUGCAGGUGUGGAGGAUCCUUGGAAACCGCGACAAAAACAGCUUGAGGAACGUUACUGUUUUGUGGAAGCCACCAAAUCCAGAGGAUUACAAUGGAGAAAUUCUACAUUACAAGGUCUUGAUGAAAAACUUCUAUGAGAAGAUAUGCACGGCUGCCUCCAACCUGUGUUCAGUUCUGGUGCCAAAGGAAGUUCAGGUCCUGAGCAUCAGUGCAGUAACCCCAUACGGGACCUCUCCACCUGCUGAAGUGGAAAUCAGACAGUCAGCUGUUUCAGGACCAGUGCUGCUGGAGCUCACUCCUACAGCAGAUGAUAGGUCUGUGCUUGUCUCGUGGUCAUCCCCGACUGACGGAGAGCUGUUGUACUACAUGAUAGAAUGGACCAGUUUGCCUGCUGCUGAGUUGCGAUGGAAAAAACUGGACAGAAAUCGGACAAACACUUUGAUCACAGGAUUAACUGCUGGUGUGAGAUUCAAUGUGUCUUUGUAUGCUGUAACCAGAAAAGGUGUCAGCUAUCCAUCAUCGAGCCUGGUUUACUCCAGAGAAGAAAAGCCAACAUCUGGUCCAAAACCAUACGUUCUGGUCCAUGAAGCCAGGCGGCUCCUGAUCCAAUGGAAGGAGUUGCCUGUAGACCAGCAGAAAGGCUUCAUCAUAAAUUACACCAUAUAUUUGCAUAAACCAGACUCCAGAGACACAGAGAAAAGUGUCACAGUAUCUGGAUCUGGCCCCAGAUUGAUGUGGCUGGACUGUCCAGAUGGGAAUCUAGUUGUUGAAAUGACUGCAACAAACUCAGCAGGAGAAGGACCUCGAGGGACAAGGAUCUGCUCUCAGCCUGCAGCUCCAGCAGUUGGCCUGGUGGUUGUGGUUGUGUUCACUGCUGCCAUCUUCUUCAUAGUUGUCACAAACUUCAUGUGCUGGAACUGUGUGAGAAAAAGGAUCAAACAAAAAUUCCUGUCCUGGGGGCCGACAUGGCUUGUUGUAAAUUUGCCAAAACCAGGACACAGUAAUGCCAUCAGACUGCUGAAGAAUGACAGCAGCGACCCGGUAUUGUCAUCCACCAACGACAGUGACCCCCCAUUGUCCCCCAUCACUAUGAUCUCCCAGGAGAGGGACGAGGUAUACCCCACCAUCCACGUGGAAUUAUCCCAGAUUGGCUCAGAGACCAGGACCUUGCUGGCUGAACAUGCUGGCUACAAGCCACAGAUAGCUACAGUGGAUCCAGUGGAAGAGGAGGUGAUAGAUGAAGAGGAGGUCCCGAGGGAGACUGCAGAAAAUCUAGAAAAAGAACACUUUUCCAGCUCAUGUGGAGACUUACUGUCGGGCUUGUUAUCGAGUGUGGAAGUGGAAUACUCAGACACAUUCCAGGAACUGACUCUCAGUUCUAUUGCUGGACUUUUGUGGCCUAAAAGUGUGGAAACAAAUAUCUUAAGCAGCAUCUUUUUACAUGGGAGAAGGACAGCAGCAGAUCAUGUGGAGGCUGACAGUGUCUCGGUGGACAUGUGUCAGGAUUCAGACAUUCGGACGUCUCAGACAGCUGACAUGAGCCUGUCUUGGUGUGCAGGCGAGAUCAGGCUGGACUCUGGUUACUUCCCUCAGGUCACUGCUGUCGGCAGCAACCCGGUCAACGCAGAGCAGCAGCAUAAGCAACGGGAGUGACAUGAAUGACACUAACGCACGUUUGCGGCAAUAACACACGCAAUUUCAAGAAAGCAUUAUAACUCAGCGUGAGAUCAACAUUUACCUCAUGAACUGUUUUUAUUUGCACUGUGAAAAAUAUGAAAACAAUAAAUAUAAAAAAUUAAAAGUUUA